GUUUUGAUUUCCAGAACCCUUCCCGCAUGGACCGCAAUGUGGAAAUGUUCAUGACAAUCGAAAAGACACUAGUUCAGAACAACUGUUUGUCUCGACCCAACAUCUACCUAAACUCAGAUAUUGAGCCCAAGUUGCUGAGUAAACUGAAAGACAUCAUUAAGAGGCACCAGGGUACUGUUACCGAGGACAAGUCAAAUGCUUCGCAUGUUGUUUACCCUAUUCCCGGCAGUACUGAAGAAGAAGAGUGGGUGCGGCCAAUAAUGAAGCGGGAGAAGCAGGUCCUCCUACACUGGGGUUAUUGUCCUGACAGUUAUGAUACAUGGAUCCCAGCCAGUGAGAUCGAAGCAGCAGUCGAAGACCCCCCACCUACUGAGCGACCCAGGAAGGUCCAUGCUAAGUGGAUAAUGGACACCGAUACCUUUAAUGAAUGGAUGAACGAGGAAGACUAUGAGGUGAAUGAUGACCGGGCACCUGUUGUUCGAAGGAAAAGAAUUUCUGCCAAAACAUUAACAGAAGAGGUGCACAGCCCUGACUCAGAUCGGAGAGAUAAGAAGGGAAGCAGUCACAAAAAACGGAAACGUUCCCCUUCUCCUUCCCCGACACCUGACUCCAAGAAAAAGAACACCAAGAAAGGACGCAGUCCUGCCACACCAUAUGCCAAGUCAAAGCGAGGACAUCGAGAGGAGGACCAAGAGGACCUGACCAAGGAUAUGGAUGAACCCUCCCCUGUCCCCAACGUAGAAGAGGUCACACUACCGAAAAGUGUGAACACGAAGAAAGAUUCUGAAUCUGCUCCAGUGAAAGGCGGUACCAUGACUGACCUAGAUGAACAAGAGGAUGAUAAUCUGGAGACUGCAGGCAAGGACGAGGAAGACACUUCUGCUGGAACCAAAGGGGAACAGACAAAGAAUCCUGACUUACAUGAGGACAACGUGACAGAGCAGACUCACCACAUCAUCAUACCCAGCUAUGCAGCAUGGUUUGACUACAACAGUGUCCAUGCCAUUGAGCGACGAGCUCUCCCAGAAUUCUUCAAUGGAAAAAACAAAUCCAAAACCCCGGAGAUUUACCUUGCCUAUCGUAAUUUCAUGAUUGACACGUACCGUCUGAAUCCACAGGAGUACCUCACAUCAACAGCAUGCCGUCGGAAUCUAGCAGGGGAUGUCUGUGCAAUAAUGAGGGUGCACGCUUUUCUCGAGCAAUGGGGACUCAUUAAUUACCAGGUGGAUGCAGAAAGCCGACCGACACCCAUGGGUCCUCCCCCAACAUCGCAUUUCCAUGUGCUCGCUGACACACCUUCUGGCCUGGUACCUCUUCAGCCCAAAGCUCCACAGGCGUCUGCAUCCCAGCAAAUGCUUAAUUUUCCCGAUAAGAGCAAAGAAAAGGCAGCAGACAUGCAGAACUUCGGAUUGCGUACUGAUAUGUACGCUAAGAAAAACGUUCCUUCUAAGAGUAAAGCAGCUGCUAGUGCUACCCGAGAGUGGACGGAGCAGGAGACACUUUUACUGCUGGAGGCACUGGAGAUGUAUAAGGAUGAUUGGAAUAAAGUCUCAGAACAUGUAGGCAGUCGCACACAGGAUGAAUGUAUAUUGCAUUUCUUACGUUUACCAAUAGAAGAUCCAUACCUUGAAGAUUCCGAAGCCUCACUCGGCCCAUUGGCUUAUCAGCCAAUUCCAUUCAGCCAGUCUGGAAAUCCAGUCAUGAGCACUGUGGCAUUCCUGGCAUCAGUUGUUGACCCACGAGUGGCAUCAGCAGCUGCAAAAUCUGCAUUAGAGGAGUUUUCGAAGAUGAAGGAGGAGGUCCCCUCGGCUCUGGUAGAAGCUCACGUAAAGAAAGUAGAAGAUGCGGCUAAAGUCACUGGGAAGGCAGAUCCAACAUAUGGCCUGGAGAGCAGUGGAAUUGCAGGAACCACCCCAGAUGAGCCAGAGCGGUUGGAGGAGGGCAGUGAUGAAAUGAAGUCAGAUUCCCAGCCAGCAGAAGAGAAAAAAGAAACAAAGGAGAAUAAGGAAGCAGCAGGGGAAGAAGAAAAUAAAGAGAAACAGCCGGACUCUUCCAAAAAGGAUGAAGAGAAAACAAAAGAAUGUGAACCAGAGAAAGAAAGUGAAAAGGCUGAAGUAGAAGUCGCAGAGACAGAAAGGGAGAAAGAGAAUAAAGAAUUCCAGGAGGAUGGAGCAAAGAAGGAUGGAGAGUCUGAAACAGAUAAGAAAACAAAACUGGAGAGAGAUAUUGGUGAAGGUAAUCUGUCCACAGCAGCAGCAGCUGCACUAGCUGCAGCUGCAGUCAAAGCAAAGCACCUUGCAGCAGUGGAGGAGCGGAAAAUCAAGUCACUGGUGGCUCUGCUUGUCGAAACACAGAUGAAGAAACUUGAAAUCAAACUCCGGCAUUUUGAAGAACUUGAGACCAUUAUGGACAGAGAAAGAGAGGCACUGGAAUACCAGAGACAACAGCUCCUCUCAGAUAGACAGGCCUUUCACAUGGAGCAGCUGAAGUAUGCUGAGAUGAGAGCACGGCAACAGCACUUUCAACAAAUGCAUCAACAGCAGCAACAGCAGCAUCAGCUCCCGUCUGGCCCCCAAGCCAGUCAGCCACCAGCCAUCAUUCCUACAUCAGUGCAGCCAGUACCACCUGCUGCAGUUCAACAGGGGACUGUGAACCAGGGUUCAGGUGAUUCCAUAGGACAAUCCAUUCCACAACAACAGCAGACACCACCAACGCAGCAACCACACCAACAGCAGCAACCGGCUCAACCUGCAGUUCUUCCUCACGGUCAGCCACCGUUUCCAAGUCAACAAACUCCAAACCAACUGAUGCCCAGUAACAUGCCUGCGAACAUGUCUGAGCAAGGCGUCACAAUGCAGACAGAGGUGAUGGCAACUCCGUCAGCAGCAGUCCCCCCGUCACAAUGAGGUGAAACAUCUGGAGCAAGACACAGCAUUCUAUCGAGAGUGAAUAUGGUGUACUAGUGUGAAGAGGAGUUUGGGUGGAUAUGCUGAGAUGUUCUCAUUCGCAAGUUAAAUGUGGUUAAAAGAAACAGCAAUUCUGAUCAUUAGUGAAGGUAAUUCUGAUGUCAGUAUUGUAAGAGUUGAUAUGUACAAUGGAAAGUGACAAUGCUACACAGACCAAUGUAAAACUCAUUGUAUAAUAUUAUGCUAUUAUUGCUAAUGCAUACACACCAUCCACGCUCUUAGUUUAAUAGACAUCUGACAUCCUUUGAAACUAACUAGGUUCCAUUGCAAAUAUACCAACCUGUCAUUAUUAAUUGGAGUACGCAUGCCCCUAUUCUUUGUUCAAUGCAUUGUUGACUUUUGCCAUUUUCCAUAUUGUGUCGAUUGUGAAAUAUCUCAUUGUGCCAAUUUUGAGGGGGGGGGAUUUGAUGUUGAGAAGACAAUAGCUGGCUGUGGAACUUUUUAUUUUCUUCUUGCUUUACAAUCAGCAGUUUACAUACUAAGCAUUUCUGCUUUUAGCCCUGGUCCAUUGUGUAAGUGUGGUACUAUUGUCCGGUUGGGUUAUGGCAAAGCCAAAGUUCAAAAUUCCAAGUUUUGUGGAUGUGGGACACCAUACUUCAAGACGUUGUCUUCCAUUUUUAUUCAGCGGGUUUUCAAAAUCAUUGUGGUGCAAUGUGAGAUUCGGAAUGAGGCAAAGCAGAAGGAUGGCUGGCCAGUGAAAAGUGGACCAGGGCAGGAAGAUGUGCAGGUAGGGCCAGGACAGGAGCUUUAGCUGAAGUUUGUGUCAACCCCCUGGAAGAAGGAGAUGUUCAGGCUUUAAAUCACCUCAUUCCAGUCCCGUUUCCAAGCCUGUUCUCAUCUGACCUUGGGAAAUAGCUUGACUUCCUUUGGCAUCGAUUGGCUGAACAUGAAACAUGAGUGUUUAAUUUUAGAUAAAAUAAUUUCAAUAAUAAGAGUUCCAGACUGUUCCCUGUGCCAGACAGGUGGCAGCAUUGCAUCUUACUGAUGUCUGUUCAUUUGUUUUCUAGUCUCUGUUGCUUGUGGAACUGAAGAAAACCUUAAUGUCGGAUUGUAUUGUUGGGAUUUAGCCAAGAGCAGCCUGUGGGGAGACUCUCCUGGGUCUUCACCUGGAUACCGCAUCUGAGUGCACUGAUCCCUGGACAGUCAGUAAGCUGGCUGAGAACGUAGACCCAGGGAAAUCUCCCCUCCUGUUUCAGGUUAUUAAAUAUUUUAUUUUAAUCCAGGCAGCUUUUGCAGCCGGCCUUCCUGAAACCAGUGAAAUUUUAACCAAUGGAGAAUGCAUCAAAGUUCCUGACGUCACAGUGAUUCUUUGUGCCCAGAGUAUUGUGGUUGGUUAUUUUGUGGCUGGCUGAAUUAGUGAUAGUAACCGUGGAGGGACUUACUGUUUCCAAAGAAAGAACGAGACCGAUUGUGCUGAUGUUGAAUGAUGGGCCCUGUAUGGUUUUCUGGUCCAGACACCAUUUUGUGGAUUGCUCUGUGGAGAGAGGGGCCCCAAGGCAUCUUAGACCAUGAUCAAGAAGUAGACUCACCAAUGAAUUUGUUGAGCAGAGAGCUCUGAAUGAAAGCCCAUACACAAUUCAAAUCCAGCUUUUAUAUUGCAAGUAAAACCUAACGAUUUACACACAAGUUGGGGGUUUUUUACUCCCCUAUAAAGAGUGGCAGGCAGAAAGCACGACCUGUUUACAAAAAGGGGUCCUAACAUUUUGUCAAAAUGGUGAUAGUUUAGACACCAAUUGGUCACAUUGUCCCCAGAAUAGCAAAAUCUUUGCACAGUCCGAAUAUAUAAUUGCUCAACUCCAUGAGAUUGGGCAGGUUCUGUUUAACCCAGAAAAGUAUCAAGUUUAAAGAUUGUUUUCUUUCUUGUAAUUUUGUUUCUGAAACAAAAAUAGAAAUUUUUAAUCUUAUAAUGGGAUUGUUUUGUAAAUCCCCCUAAAGGGAUUAUUAGCAGACUGACAGCAUUGUUAUUGGGUUAAAGUGUUAGAAACACAUCCAGCUCUUCUUCCCCAUCGCCCUUCCCGGCAACUACACCCCAGACACACACACGACACACACACCUCACACACAGACGCAGACACGCACACCUCACACACAGACGCAGACACGCGCAGACGCAGACACGCACACCCCACACACAGACGCAG
Carcharodon carcharias (great white shark) is the source of this 5107-nucleotide messenger RNA. RefSeq names its product SWI/SNF related, matrix associated, actin dependent regulator of chromatin, subfamily c, member 2 (gene smarcc2). The coding region runs from base 27 to 2906 and encodes 959 amino acids. The transcript has 25 exons. NCBI's taxonomy places the organism in Eukaryota, Metazoa, Chordata, Chondrichthyes, Lamniformes, Lamnidae. Gene Ontology annotation, molecular function: nucleosomal DNA binding; histone binding. The record is from RefSeq and is a predicted model, not a curated record. Gene Ontology annotation, biological process: positive regulation of DNA-templated transcription. Gene Ontology annotation, cellular component: npBAF complex; SWI/SNF complex; nBAF complex.